Amphiprion ocellaris (clown anemonefish) is the source of this 838-nucleotide messenger RNA. It is a transcript of the gene sprn2, whose product is annotated as shadow of prion protein 2. The coding region runs from base 329 to 778 and encodes 149 amino acids. The record is from RefSeq and is a predicted model, not a curated record. The transcript is spliced from 2 exons. NCBI's taxonomy places the organism in Eukaryota, Metazoa, Chordata, Actinopteri, Pomacentridae.
UUCAGGUGGAAGCUGCUGCAGACCGAUGAUAGUAUGGAAGUCCAUGCAGGCUGUAAUAUGUAACAGUGUAGAAUAAUGGGAGAAAACUGUAUGUGAAAUACCUCCAUCAGCAGAACACAUUGAACCUGCUGUGUAUUCUUGAUCUAGAACCAAUAGCAGAGCAGGGCUAGUGUUGGGGAGGAGCUGUGCUGACCAUGUUGACCUGAUGAUAGUAUGGAAGUGAUCAUGAAAACAACAUGCUGCUGCUCUGCAGUCUGAGUGUUGUGGUUUGAAAAAAAGGACUGCCACUCCACAAACUCUGCGUGACUCAUCACAAAGCUCUCCAGUGAUGCAGCAGAAGCUUCUCUCGCUGUGGGUUUGGGUGUUGCUGGUGGCGGCUCUGUGCCCCGGUGCUCAGUACGCCUACAGUAAGCGAGGAGGGGUCUUCAGGGGCCGCGGUAAAGGCGAUGGCAACAAGGAGUCUCCCUCCCAGAGCAAAGGCCUCUCCAAGCAGGGCCUGAAGUGGGCCGGAGCCGCAGCAGCCGGGAUGCUGGGAGGCACCGGCACCGGCUACGGCCUGGGGUUCCUCGGCAAACCGAAGCACGGAUCUGGGAGCCAUUACAGCCGUAAGACUGAGCAGGAUCAACAAGUUUACUACCAGGAGAGCCAGAGAUACCACAACCAGUCUCUGUGGAGAUCCUUUGUUAAUGGAGCUGCUCCUGCUCCCGUCGCUAAUGUCUUUCUCACACUUGGAUUUGUGAUGUCUUUCCUUACAGCUGCCUGGAUAAGAGGCAUUUAAUCCAGCGUCUAAUUAAUGAGAAAGCAACUGAAUCAAAUUAAAGUGCCUCUGAACAAGCGA